This is a messenger RNA of Plasmopara halstedii, 183 nucleotides long. RefSeq lists its product as uncharacterized. Lineage: Eukaryota; Oomycota; Peronosporomycetes; Peronosporales; Peronosporaceae. The transcript has 2 exons. The coding region runs from base 1 to 183 and encodes 60 amino acids. The record is from RefSeq and is a predicted model, not a curated record.
AUGGGAGCAGACUGUGCUAGCAUCAAAGCCUGUCUACGAUGUCUCAACCAGCGCAUUCUCAUAACUGGUAACCGAGCAAAUAUCGCUAUCCCUUUCGCCACAAAGCGUGUUAUUUCUGGGGACAAACCCGUCUUGCGACCUUGCACAAAAUACAUUUUUUUCAAGACGGCAAAGUGCUAUUAA